Messenger RNA from Arachis stenosperma, 645 nucleotides. Its product is annotated as protein MAIN-LIKE 2-like. Gene Ontology annotation, biological process: meristem development; meristem maintenance. The transcript is spliced from 3 exons. NCBI's taxonomy places the organism in Eukaryota, Viridiplantae, Streptophyta, Magnoliopsida, Fabales, Fabaceae. The record is from RefSeq and is a predicted model, not a curated record. Bases 1 to 645 code for a protein of 214 amino acids.
AUGGAGGAUGAACGGCGGUUGUACCAGCUCGACGGUAUUGCUCACGUAGCCGGAACCAUUGAUGCAGAGCCAACCCGAUGUGUGUAUAGCGUCCGUAGGCAACAGAAUAUGCCGUUACAUGAUAGGAUCAUACCUUACUUAGAGAGGGCUGGGUUAUACCACCUGGCUAGGCUGAACGCGCAUUGGUUCUGGUUGGAUGAACCUCUGGUUAGCGCAUUUAUUGAGAAGUGGCGGCCUGAGACCCACACUUUUCAUAUGCCAUUCGGAGAGUGUACUAUCACGCUCCAGGAUGUGGCAUACCAGCUCGGGCUGUCCGUGGAUGGCCAGGCUGUUUCCGGGUGCAUGACAGACUUCCACAUGCAUAUCGAGGGGGCCAGACUGGCAUGGGAGUGGUUCAAGGAGUUAUUUGGUGAGCUUCUGCCACCGGAUAAGAGAAAGUUAUACACAGUCCACUUCACAUGCUUUCAUGAGCGGUUCAGGGUGUUACCAGCGGAUGCUUCGGAGGAGACCGUGCGCAUAUAUGCACUGCUAUUCAUGGACAAGAGUGCUAAUCGAGUCCACCUUCGCUGGUUGCCUUUUGUGGCGAGACUUGACGAUAUGGGCAGCUAUAGCUGGGGCGCCGCUGCAUUGGCGUGGCUGUACUGA